Messenger RNA from Parastagonospora nodorum SN15, 429 nucleotides. RefSeq lists its product as hypothetical. Bases 1 to 429 code for a protein of 142 amino acids. NCBI's taxonomy places the organism in Eukaryota, Fungi, Ascomycota, Dothideomycetes, Pleosporales, Phaeosphaeriaceae. The transcript is spliced from 2 exons. The record is from RefSeq and is a predicted model, not a curated record.
AUGGCUGGGGCGGCGACGGUCAUGUCAGGCACGCUUCACCCGUCACCAGGGCACCACCGCCUGCAAGACUCCCGAUGCUCGCCGCAUCCUGACAUUCACUCUCGACCGCUUCUUCACCGGCAGAGAAAGACGUGCACUGCCGCACUGCAUCCGCCGGCCGCCGCUGAAACACCUCGCGCCCUCGUCCCCGCCAAAACCGUGGUCCCUGGUCGAGCAUUCUUAGCAUACAACGUAUACGCGUCUACCCGCACAGAGUCAGAUCGCCGCCCAAGCCAGUCCACAGUGCGCAAGACCGUCUCCACAGAGCUUGAACACGUCAAAACUGUCGCCGUUGGGGCUCUGCGCCGCAUGACUGCCCACCACCACUCACUCACCACCACCACCACCGCAGUCAGCGCUCAAUGGGAACUGGUCCUGGACCGUCGAUGA